GCCUUAACGACGACGGCGAGUUGGGCACUGGUGGCACUGAACGGCAGCAUGCCUUUGUGCAUGUAGCAGUUGGUGGCAAGAAGAUCGUGGUCGUGGCUGCUAAAUUUUGUCACACCGCCGCUAUCACGGACUCUGGCGAGCUCUGGACCUGGGGCUGGAAUGUUGCUGGCCAGCUUGGCAUCGGAGACACUGAGAAUCGCCAUGCCCCAGUCAAGGUGAGCGUGAACGGCCAGAAGAUCGUGGCCGUUGCUGCUGGAGAAAGCCACACUGCUGCAAUCACGGACUCUGGCGAGCUCUGGACCUGGGGCUGGAAUGUUGAUGGCCAGCUCGGCAUUGGAGACACUGAGAUUUAUCGCCAUGCUCCAGUGAAGGUGAGCGUGAACGGCCAGAAGAUCGUGGCCGUUGCUGCUGGAGAUGUUCACACCGCUGCGAUCACGGACUCUGGCGAACUGUGGACCUGGGGCCACAAUGGUGCUGGCCAGCUUGGAAUUGGGGACACCACAGAUCGCCACGCUCCAGUGAAGGUGAGCGUGAACGGGCAGAAGAUCGUGGCUGUGGCUGCUGGAUUUCGGCACACCGCUGCGAUCACGGACUCUGGUGAGCUGUGGAUCUGGGGCGACAAUGGUGAUGGCCAGCUUGGAAUUGGGGACACCACAGAUCGCCAUGCUCCAGUGAAGGUGAGCGUGAACGGCCAGAAGAUCGUGGCCGUCGCCGCUGGAACAUACCACACCGCCGCGGUCACGGACUCUGGCGAGCUGUGGACCUGGGGCUACAAUGGUUAUGGCCAGCUCGGUGUUGAAGCCACCGCGGAUCGCGCUGCUCCGGUCCAGGUGAAUGUGAACGGCCAGAAGAUCGUGGCCGUGGCUGCUGGAUCUUGGCACACCGCUGCGAUCACGGACUCUGGCGAACUGUGGACCUGGGGCGACAAUAAUGCUGGCCAGCUUGGCGCUGGGGACACCAGGGAUCGCCACUUGCCGGUGAAGGCGGCGGCAGUGCCGGCCAGGGUUAGCGAGACUCAUAUUCCACUGUGCUGGUUUCGGGGGCGCCGUGCAUCAAGUUCGUUGGGCGAGGCCUUCCUGGCUGUAAGAUGGGGAUCGAAGAUUCCCGUGCCCCGUGAGUGUGGCGUGAUGCGCAGCCAGCUUGCUGCUUUCCUGCAGAAGUGCCGCGUGCAUGUGGGCGCUUGGGAGGCAACACCAUGCCCCGCGGGCUCUUUCUGUCCGAAGCAGGUCGCACACUGCACAGGUGCGCAGCGGUGCCCGGCGGGUUUCUUUUGCACCUCGCCUGAACAUGUUGCCAUCACAGGGCGUCGUGUGAGAUGUGCGCAAGAAGGCACCGAGGGAGCGGUGGCACCGACACCGUGCAAAGCUGGGGUUUGGUGCCCGGCCGGGAGCACAGGGCCUCCCAUCAACGAAGGCCACUCGGGUGGCGGGGACGACUUCCGUGGUACAGAAGCCCUGGGCAUUUGGCCUGGCGUAGUGAUCGUCUCGGCCCUGUCUGCCAUCUCCUUCAGUGUUUUCGUUGGCUCUUUUUGGUGUAGCAGCCCGGUGACACAGUACGACCAUUGCGGGCGGAGAGUUCUAAAGAUUCGCUCCCCCAACAGCAUCUCCAUCCACGACGUGUCUGUGCACCACUUUGGCCUCCGUGUGGAGGUAUACUUUGGCCGCAGGGCCGCAAAGCCCCGGGUAGUGCAAACGCAACUUCGCUCGUCGUGCGAAACCUUCGAGUUCCGGCAGUCCGAGACGGUGAUGGAGGAUGGCUUCCUCUAUCUGCACUUUGCUGAAACUGUAGAGCGGAAGUACGAGUUCCCGGCUCCGGAUGAUGGAGGGAACUGGGGUCCGGGCGCAAAGGUGCGGUGCCAGCCCCUGCGUCCUUGA
Symbiodinium necroappetens is the source of this 1874-nucleotide messenger RNA. NCBI's taxonomy places the organism in Eukaryota, Dinophyceae, Suessiales, Symbiodiniaceae. The record is from the annotation of a GenBank genome assembly.